Messenger RNA from Condylura cristata (star-nosed mole), 939 nucleotides. RefSeq names its product olfactory receptor 4F3/4F16/4F29-like. The transcript has a single exon. Gene Ontology annotation, cellular component: membrane. The coding region runs from base 1 to 939 and encodes 312 amino acids. Gene Ontology annotation, biological process: G protein-coupled receptor signaling pathway. Gene Ontology annotation, molecular function: olfactory receptor activity; G protein-coupled receptor activity. Lineage: Eukaryota; Metazoa; Chordata; Mammalia; Eulipotyphla; Talpidae. The record is from RefSeq and is a predicted model, not a curated record.
AUGGAGAAGGCAAAUUACUCCUUGGUGACAGAAUUUAUUUUCCUGGGACUCACCAAUUCCUGGAAAAUUGAAGUUUUCCUUUUUGUGUUCUCCUCAAUCUUAUAUGUCUCCUGCAUAAUGGGAAACUGCCUCAUUAUGCUCACUGUAAUUUAUGACCCCCACUUACACUCCCCCAUGUACUUUCUGUUGGCCAACCUCUCUUUCAUUGACCUUGGAGUUUCUUCUGUCACCUGUCCCAGGAUGAUUUAUGACCUGUUCAGAAAACAUAAAGUCAUCUCCUUUGGUAGCUGCGUUACUCAAAUUUUCUUCAUCCACCUCAUUGGUAGUAUGGAGAUGGUGCUGCUCAUCAUCAUGGCCUUUGACAGGUAUGUGGCCAUAUGUAAGCCUCUCCACUACCUGACCAUCAUGAGUCCACGGAUGUGCAUCUUCUUUGUUGUGGCUGCCUGGAUAAUAGGCAUUAUCCAUGCAAUAGUUCAAUUGGUUUUUGUGAUAGACUUACCCUUCUGUGGUCCCAACGUGCUGGACAGCUUUUACUGUGACCUUCCUCGGUUCAUCAAACUUGCCUGCACAGACACCUACAGACUACAGUUCAUGGUCACAGCAAACAGUGGAUUCAUCUCAGUUGGCUCCUUCAUUGUAUUGCUUAUUUCUUAUGUUGUUAUCAUUCUCACUGUUCAGAAGCACUCUUCAGGUGGUUCUUCCAAGGCUCUGUCCACACUUUCAGCUCACAUCACGGUGGUAGUCUUGUUCUUUGGUCCACUGAUAUUUUUCUAUACAUGGCCAUCUCCCUUUAUAUACCUUGAUAAAUUUCUGGCCAUCUUUGAUGCAAUUAUCACUCCUUUCCUCAAUCCUAUCAUUUACACAUUCAGGAAUCAAGAAAUGAAAGUGGCAAUGAAGAGAGUAUGUAGUCAGUUAGUGAAUUUCAGGAAGAUCUCUUAA